Molecule: messenger RNA, 164 nt
Organism: Symbiodinium sp. CCMP2592
Lineage: Eukaryota; Dinophyceae; Suessiales; Symbiodiniaceae
Source: the annotation of a GenBank genome assembly
GCCUCGCGCGGCGGCUUCAAGCGGUGGAGGCGGCUUUGGCCGAACUUGAUGCCGAGCCAUCUAAGGUGAAAGCUGCUGCUGAAGAAGCGCAGGUGCAAGAGGACGAAGACGACAUCAACCUGGCCCGUUGGGAGUGUCGCAACGUCGAGCGACGCCUGGAGCAG